Molecule: messenger RNA, 195 nt
Organism: Paramecium octaurelia
Lineage: Eukaryota; Ciliophora; Oligohymenophorea; Peniculida; Parameciidae
Source: the annotation of a GenBank genome assembly
AUGGCAUAGGUGAUUGAAUAAAACUUUCAAGUAAAAGACAUAUGCAAAUGCACCAUUAUAAAUACCACUCAUUACAUCGGAUCGUGCACUGUGAAAUCAGGUAGUGGAAGCUAAAGAAGAAUAUGUAAAAAUGCUCCCAAUACUAUUACAACAAAUGUUGUUGGCUGUGAUUCUUAUAAACCUGAGCAGAAUUGA